Molecule: messenger RNA, 2049 nt
Organism: Mytilus trossulus (common blue mussel)
Lineage: Eukaryota; Metazoa; Mollusca; Bivalvia; Mytilida; Mytilidae
Product: cytochrome P450 4A10-like
Exons: 13
Coding region: 110-1621 (503 amino acids)
Molecular function (GO): oxidoreductase activity, acting on paired donors, with incorporation or reduction of molecular oxygen; monooxygenase activity; heme binding
Source: RefSeq, a predicted model, not a curated record
CAUGAAUGACCUCUUAUGAACUAUGCGUAGGAUACAUUAACUUUAAAUUUGUUUACAAUAUUAAAAGUGUGUGUCUGUCAGCUGUCGAAAUAAAACAAAAUAUCAAGCAAUGGUUUUUAGUACUAACAUAUCCAUAGCUUUACUUGUUAUCGCCAUUACGUAUCUACUAUGGAAAAUCAGAGCAUUUAUAAUCAGAUACAGACAGUGGAGGUCAGCAACUUAUGGACAAAGUAUUACAAUUCUUGGUCCGCUUCACCCUAUAUGGGGCACUCUUCAUUUGGUUCACGAUCUAGCUUCCUAUUUCAAACUCCUUCAAAGUAUAAUUGAAAAGGAAAGACCUAAGGUUUAUGUUGCUUGGAAUAUGUUUUUCUACCCGAGUUUUGGGGUCUGUCAUCCGGAUUCGGCACAGGUACUUUAUAAGUCUUCAGCACCAAAGGCUCAUGCCGUUGGAGGGGCAUAUAGAUAUCUGAGAGAUUGGAUAGGCGAUGGUUUGUUGAUAUCUGAUGGAAAGAAAUGGGAACGGAAUAGACGACUCUUGACCCCAGGCUUCCAUUUUGAAAUACUCAAACCAUACGUUAAAGUAUAUAACAGUGUUACAGAUGUAUUUCUUGAAAAAUUAAAGGGUUAUGCUAAAAGUGGCGAGGCAGUAGACAUAUUCCCGCGUGUAGCUUUAGCAUCUUUAGACACUAUAUUGAGAUGCGCCUUUUCAUACCAAGGAAACAUACAAGAUCAAGGAUCAAAACAUCCCUACGUAAAUGCUGUGAAUAGAUUGUCAUAUUUAACGUUGUCCAGGUGCUUAAAGCCUUGGUAUCAAAUUGAUUUUAUCUAUCGAUUUUCUAAAGAACGAAAAGAACUGAAACAGCUUUGUGAUUAUUCACACGAAUUUUCAAAUGGAAUUAUAAAAGAAAGAAAGCAAACUCUGAAGAAAGAAGGCCAACCAACAAAGCGUCAUCUCGAUUUCCUUGAUAUACUUCUUACGGCCAAAGAUGACAAUGGAAUUGGACUUUCUGAUGAAGAUAUAAGAGCGGAAGUCGAUACUUUUAUGUUUGAAGGUCAUGAUACCACUGCAGCUGCAAUAAGCUGGUCUAUAUACUGCUUGGGGAAAUAUCCAGACGAGCAGGAAAUAGUAUAUACAGAAAUAUCAGAGUUAUUAGUAGAUAAACAAGAGGUAACCUGGGAAAAUCUGCAGGAGAUGCCUCAGCUUACAGCUUUUGUAAAAGAAUCUAUGAGAAUGUUUGCACCAGUACCGGGAACAGCACGCCUACUGACGUCACCUAUGAAGUUUGGUGACAUCAUUGUACCAGCUGGUGUUCAUAUAGAUAUCAGUAUUCACUCGAUUCAUCAUCAUCCAGAUGUUUGGCCUGAGCACGAUGUAUUUAGACCUGAAAGAUUUUUACAAGACGAUAUAACUGACAGACAUCCUUACAGCUACAUACCAUUUGCUGCAGGAUCAAGGAACUGCAUUGGACAAAAUUUUGCAAUGAACGAAAUAAAAGUUAUUAUCAGCAGAUUAGUUCAGAGAUAUAAAGUAUCACUAGUAGAUGGUCAUAGCUAUGAUAUAAAUCCAGAACUGGUCAUGAGGGCAAAAAAUGGAAUCAAAGUAAUAUUGGAAAGUCGGUAAAUGGAGAUGAGUGGCACAUGUGGCACAUCGCAUAAAGCUAUUGGAUUCUUUUCACUGGAAAUGAAAUACCAAACAUUAAUUGUCUUUUAAUCAUCAGAGAUACUUUCAGUUCGAAAAUGUAUUCCCUUCCAAAUUAAUUUUAAACUAAUUUACCAGAAAUUCUUAUGUAAUGUGUAAAAAUGCAGAAUUAUUUGUUUUAAAUUUUAUCUGUGAUACGAUAUUGUAGUUCUCAUUUGGUAAGUCAGCCACAUUUUUACUGGCGUUAUGUUAUAUACUUAGUAUGUAGAAAAAUACACAACAGGAGAAGAAUAUAGUUUGGAAUUGUCUAACUCUCGUUAUUUUAAUAUGCUACAAUUACUCAGUUAUACAGAUGUGUUUAUGAAUAUAAAGAGGUAUGAGGAUGUCCAAUGACGAAUCUAAUGACACAA